AUGGAACCUUUUCCGAACCACUUCAUGGAGUUCCACCCUAUCCAUGGAACCAAUGUGCAACUGGACCACUCGGCCACCCAGGCCACAAGGGUGGAGAGCUUUGCCAAUGGAGUGUGCUUCAGCAAACACCCCCUCAAGCCAGGGGAGAUAUUCCUCAUAGAGAUCGAGGACAAGGAGCUAGGCUGGUGUGGACACCUCCGAAUCGGCCUGACCGCCAAGGACCCCAGGACCUUGGAGGUGGUUCCUGAAUACUCUAUACCGGAAUUGACAGACAUGGGUGACAGCUGGGUUUUCGCCAUCACUCGCAACCACAAUAAAAUCGUGGAGGAGGACGAUGUGGGAGAAGGUGGGCAGGAGCCUGGGGGUCACAGACUGGGGCAAGGAGAGGCUGAAAAUGAAGGUGACACAAAUACCAAACCAAAGACUUUUUUCACUGACUCUCAUUUGUACAUUGAGAAUGUCCGGAUCCCUAGAGACAAGCUGGUUGGUCGCAGCCGACCUGGACGCUAUAGCCACAUUCUGGACGACUUGUACAAAACCAAUGCACUUCCGCCAACAGCCAGACGUAGCCGGAUAGGAGUUCUGUAUGUAUCUAAAGGCCCACAUCUAGCUGACAUGCAUAUUGUCAUCAACGGGGAGGACAUGGGGCCUUCUGCAAGAGGCAUCCCCACCAUAGAGCCUAUUUAUGCUGUCGUGGACGUUUUUGCUGCCACUAAGUGUGUCAGGAUUGUGCAGGUGGAGUAUGGAUUCUCUUCCUUGCAGACACUGUGCAGGAAGGCCAUCCAGAAACACAUCGUGCAUAGAAUGGCCAUUGACUGGUUGGAGCUGCCAGAGGCAUUGAAACACUACUGCAAAUAUGAGUGACACUAAGGUUGUUUAAAUAUUGCCACCAUGUACGAUGAUGAAUGACUGCUGGGUGUUUAAUCAGGAUGCUCAACCCCAUCCAGUGUGUUCAUUAAGGGACCACAUAUGCAUUACACUGUGGACAAAAGUAUCGGGCACUAAACCAGUACACCUACAAGAAGUGAGAGUUCCUCCAAUUCUACUCGGUAGACUUUCCACAAGAUUUUGGAUUGUGUCCAUGUGUAGACAUUUGUGUCCAUCCUGAAGAAAAGUUGUGAGGUCAGAUGUCACUGCGGAAGCUGAUCCAAUUCAUCCAACCAUGCCUUUAUACCUUGGAAAAGGGCCUUCUCCCAUAAU
This is a messenger RNA of Dunckerocampus dactyliophorus (ringed pipefish), 1200 nucleotides long. RefSeq names its product neuralized E3 ubiquitin protein ligase 2 (gene neurl2). The transcript has 2 exons. Bases 1 to 864 code for a protein of 287 amino acids. Gene Ontology annotation, molecular function: ubiquitin protein ligase activity. Gene Ontology annotation, biological process: intracellular signal transduction. The record is from RefSeq and is a predicted model, not a curated record. Lineage: Eukaryota; Metazoa; Chordata; Actinopteri; Syngnathiformes; Syngnathidae.